AUGUUCGUUCGCUCCGUCACCCGGGCUGCUGCUCGCAGCACGGCCAUGCCGAUGCCUGCCACUCGCUCCUACCGCACCGUUUCUGGCCCCAUGGCUUGUGCCAACGCUCGCCCUCAAGUUGAGCAGAAGUCCAUCGCUCCCCAGCAGAUCCGCGCCUCCUCCGAGCACGCCAUUGCCAAUCCCACACUCGCCGGUAUCGAGAAGCGUUGGGAGGUCAUGCCUCCCCAGGAACAGGCCGACCUGUGGAUGCAGCUGAGGGACCGCAUGAAGGUUGAUUGGCACCAGAUGACCGUCCAGGAGAAGAAGGCUGCCUACUACAUUGCCUUCGGCCCUCACGGGCCCCGCGCUCGCCCUCCCAAGGGUGAGGGUUUCAAGAUCUUCCUGAAGGUCACCCAGCUCACACUCGCCUCUUUCGCCAUCUUCUACGCCAUCCAUCUGUUCGCUAAGCCCCAGCCCAAGACCAUGAGCAAGGAAUGGCAGGAGGCCAGCAACGAGUACGCUCUGCGCGAGAAGAUCAACCCUCUCUACGGUAUCAGCAGCGAGGGCUACGAGGGCAAGGGCUUCGUUCAGAGCCCCCCGGCUGAGAAGUCAUAA
Aspergillus calidoustus is the source of this 594-nucleotide messenger RNA. The record is from the annotation of a GenBank genome assembly. Lineage: Eukaryota; Fungi; Ascomycota; Eurotiomycetes; Eurotiales; Aspergillaceae.